Molecule: messenger RNA, 730 nt
Organism: Bactrocera dorsalis (oriental fruit fly)
Lineage: Eukaryota; Metazoa; Arthropoda; Insecta; Diptera; Tephritidae
Exons: 2
Coding region: 237-719 (160 amino acids)
Source: RefSeq, a predicted model, not a curated record
AAUGGAUUAAAAAUUACUCUUUUGCAUCAAUUAAUUGGUUUUAUAUUCAUUCCAAGCUGAAAAGUCUAAGCUUCGCAGAAACAUGUUGUAUAUCGGCCAGAGAUUUAUCAUAGUGCUUUUAAUUCUACCACUACUGUACGAGUUCAAUAACUCCGAGGUAAUUGAAAAUAUUUUCUUUAAUUAUUUUAUAAAAAAAAAGUUCAUAUUCUUGAUUUAAGCAGAACCUUGGCAUUGGUAUGUAUUAUAUGAACUACACUGCCGGUCAAAGGUAUAAUUUCAGUGUAUUCAAUUACAAAUAUUACAGUGUGGACAAUAAAAUUGUAGUUUAUGUUGAGUUCGAAUUAUAUGAAGGCGGUAAUUUCACAGCACACGUCAAACUUGAUAUGCUACGUGCUAACAAUAAGAAAAUGAAUUUGCUGAAUAUGGAGCAGGACGGCUGUAAGGUACUAAACGGCGUGCACAGCAGUAGAUUGUUGAAAAUUAUCGCGAGUGAGAUUAUUCGAGUUGUCAACUUGCCGGCGAAGUGUCCGCUUUUAGCAAAUAAAUUAUAUAUCGUCAAUAACUACACUUUGGAAGCGGAAUCACUUCCUUCAUUCAUACCGCCACUACACUGGGUUAUUCAAACAAAAUUUGUGGUUAACAAAAAAUACCUUGGUUAUAUGAUUCUUCAGGGCAAUAUUUUCAAACCUAAGAUGGAUUCUACAAAGUUGAGGACUUGAAUAAAAACUCU